This is a messenger RNA of Anolis sagrei ordinatus, 2784 nucleotides long. NCBI's taxonomy places the organism in Eukaryota, Metazoa, Chordata, Lepidosauria, Squamata, Anolidae. The record is from RefSeq and is a predicted model, not a curated record.
AUGAAGCUGAAUCAAUGGCAUUUGUUAAUGGUGUUUGUGCUGCUCCAUAGGGUGACAGGGAUCAAUGUAACGCUCAACAAUGGUGGGUUUGAAAAUGUCAUUAUUGCAAUUAACCCUGGGAUACCUGAAGACACUAAAAUCAUUGACAACAUAAAGGAUAUGGUUCAGGAGGCAUCUUCUUAUCUCUUCAGUGCUACACAGCAAAGGUUUUAUUUCAAGUCUGUAAAAAUUAUAAUUCCUUUGACAUGGACACCCAAGCCUGAAUAUAAAAGAGUUACCACAGAAUCCUAUGACAAGGCUCAUGUCAUAGUAGCCGACCCUUUCCUAAAAUAUGGAGAUGACCCAUACACCUUGCAGUAUGGAGGGUGUGGUGAACCAGGACGCUAUGUUCAUUUUACAUCUAACUUCCUGACAAAUGACAGUAUGCAUGAUGUUUAUGGACCACGAGGCAAAGUCUUAGUCCAUGAGUGGGCUCAUCUCAGAUGGGGUGUCUUUGAUGAAUACAACAACGAUGCACCUUUCUAUACUACCGGAGUAAACCAGGCGGAAGCAACAAGAUGCUCAGCAGCUAUCACUGGACAGUAUAUAUUUCGACUUAAUACAGGAGCUACCAGGAAGUGUAAAUUCGAAUACCGAACACAGCUUUAUGAGCCUGGAUGUCAGUUUAUUCCAGACAAAACACAAACCUCUUCAGCAUCUAUAAUGUACAUGCAAAGUGUGUCUUCAGUCACACAGUUCUGUGAUAAAAAUAGUCACAACAUCAAGGCAACAAAUAUGCAGAACAAACAGUGCAACUUCAGAAGCACCUGGGAAGUCAUUACGGACUCCUCUGACUAUGCCAGUUCAUCCCCAAUAAAUUCUCCUCCAUCCGCACCCGCAAUCUCAUUGCUGCAAACACAUGACAGAGUUGUAUGUUUAGUAUUAGAUGUUUCUGGGAGUAUGGCUUCGUACAAUCGCAUUAAUCGGCUGAAGCAAGCUGCAGAACUAUUUCUUCUCCAGAUUAUUGAAAUGGGAUCCUGGGUUGGAAUUGUAACUUUUCACAGUAUUGCCUUAAGGCAGACCGGUUUACGGCAGAUUACCAAUGAUGCUGUGCGGGAAUCUCUUAAAAACAAUCUUCCUACUACAGCAAGUGGAGGAACUAACAUCUGUGCUGGAGUGCGUGAAGGAUUUCAGGUGUUUUUAGAGAAAUACACAAGUACAGAAGGCUGUGAAAUUGUGCUCUUGACCGAUGGAGAAGAUUCAGGUGUAAGCUCUUGUUCUGCUGAAGUUCAAAGGAGUGGGUCAAUAAUUCAUACCAUUGCUUUGGGACCAAGUGCUGCAAAAGAACUGGAAAUGUUGGCAGACAUGACUGGAGGCUUGAAAUUUUCUGCCACUGAUAGUCUGGAUUCCAACGGCCUCAUUGAUGCUUUCAGUAGAAUUUCAUCUGGAAGUGGAGAUAUCAGUCAACAAUCUAUUCAGCUGGAAAGCAAAGGAGAAACCAUCAAGCGCUUAGCGUGGCUGGAUGGAACUGUGUCCAUUGAUAAUACUGUGGGAAAUGAUACUUUCUUCGUAGUUACAUGGAGCAUAGCCAACUACCCACCAGGGAUUCUUAUAACAUCUCCCAAAGGGAAGAAAUAUACUCAGGCUAACUUUGAAAUCGAUAGCACCAAUGUCAGAACAGCUCGACUCAAGAUUCCUGGAACUGCUGAGGCAGGAGAUUGGACUUAUUCUGUUCAGAAUACACACUCAACUGAACAAGUCCUUUCAAUAACAGUCACCUCCCGGGCAGCAUCUGCAUCUGUGCCUCCAGUGACUGUGAAGCCUUAUAUGAACAGAGAUGACAACAACUAUCCCAAUCCAAUUGUCAUUUAUGCAGAAGUCAGCCAGGGAUUUUUGCCCGUUGUUGGUGCAAAUGUCACUGCUACAGUUGAAUCCCAAUCUGGUAAAUCUGUAGAGCUAGAACUAUUUGAUGAUGGUUCAGGAGCUGAUAUUCUGAAGUUUGAUGGAAUCUACUCAAGAUGCUUCACAGCUUUCACAGAAAACGGCAGAUACAGCAUCAAAGUGCGUGUCCAAGGAAAAGACAAUAUUGUCAGACGAGUUCGGAGGCAGAGUCAUGCUCUCUAUGUACCGGGUUAUGUGGAAAAUGGUGUAAUAAAACUGAAUGCACCCAAACCUGAACCUAGUGAGGAUGAUAUCCAGGCAAAUCUUGGAAGUUUCAGCAGAACAACAUCAGGAGGCUCUUUUGUCAUGACUGGAGUUCCUCCUGGAAUCCCCCCAGAUGUCUUCCCACCAAGUAAAAUCACCGAUCUUGAGGUAGAACUCAAUGAGGACGACGUAUUCCUUUUGUCCUGGACAGCUCCUGGGAAUGAUUAUGAUUCAGGAAAAGCUGAAAGAUAUGAAAUAAAAACGAGUACUAACCCGUUGGAACUAAGAGAUGCCACCUUUAAUAGUGCUACCUCUCUGAACACAUCUGGUCUGACACCUGAAGUGGCUGGAGCCAAACAAUCCCUUAUUUAUAAGCCAGAAGAGUUCCCCAAAGAAAACGGCACCUCCAUCUACUUUGCCAUCCGUGCCAUUGAUGACAGCAACAAUGUUGGAGAAGCAUCUAAUAUUGCAAGAGCAGUUUUGCUGUUUGCUUCAUUGCCUCCUACUCCUGUUCCUGAGAAAAAUGACAAGAUUUUAAAUCAGGUUACUAUUAUUGUGAUCAUAGUCUGCGCUUCGAUAAUUGUUAUUUGUGCCAUUAUUAGCAUAACAAUAUGCUGUUUACAUAAGAAAAAACCAAGACAUCAUGAAACUGGUAUGUAA